Onthophagus taurus is the source of this 5158-nucleotide messenger RNA. It is a transcript of the gene sona, whose product is annotated as sol narae. Gene Ontology annotation, biological process: membrane protein ectodomain proteolysis. NCBI's taxonomy places the organism in Eukaryota, Metazoa, Arthropoda, Insecta, Coleoptera, Scarabaeidae. The record is from RefSeq and is a predicted model, not a curated record. Gene Ontology annotation, molecular function: metalloendopeptidase activity.
CCGGCAACUCCGUGGCAUGUCCUUUACCAAACACCACCACCUUACUCGAUUUCCUUUCACUUAACACUUUCCCUCUCUUUAGUUCUUUGCGCGCGCGGACAAUUUUUUUCUUCUCUUCUUUUAUUCCGACACCAUACAGAAGUAGUACUAGUAGUAGAAGAGAUUGAAGAGAGAAGUGCGCGCGCAUUAUUACUAAUAUUAAUAACUACAAAAAAAACUUUAGUGUUUCUUAAAAGUUAAAAUUCCAAUUUUUCCUGAUUGUUUUAAUCGGUUUUUGUAGAAAAAAAGAUGAGGAAGGAGCGACGCGGAGAACUUUUUCAUAUUUUUAAUCGCGAUCGAUAAAAGAAAAAAAUUAAUUAUUUAGAUUUUUGUAAAUUAAAAUAUUUAGUUGGUGGUUGUGUUCUUAUGUUGACCUUUUAGUUUUUUUUUCGUUUUGCCUUAAUAAUAAUCGCGAAGGAAAAAGAAUACAUUUUUUUUAAGAAGUGCUUCUUAAAGGGAUCAACAAAAGGAUUUUUAUUAUUUUUAAGGACCAAAAUGGCAACGUCGACGCUAUUUGGACAUGUUUUGGUGCUGAUCGUGACGUGGAUCUUAACUGCGUGUGCUUAUGAUAUACACAAUCAUAUGACUAUCGAGGAAUUAAAGAGUACAUUUCAUGUGGAUGAUCAUAGUUUAAUUCCUGAAUACGAGGUGAUAAACAUAAGCCAUUUGAAACAGCGUAAUAAAAGAAGUUUAGGAUCAUCGCAAAUUAAUAGUUUAGAAAAUGACGAAGAAAAAUCAAAUAAAAGUGAUUCAAAAAAGUCGAAAGAAAAAAUUCUUAGUGAUGAUAUUGAUGAUGAUAGAACUAGUUUAAAAUUGCGUGCUUUUGGUAAAGAUGUUCAUUUAAAUUUGGUGCCGAAUAAUGGAUUGUUCAAGAAAGGUUUGAAAUUAUGGACCGUUGAACCGAAUACCACCUCGCAACACGGAGUCGAGUAUGUUGAAUUACCAGAGAAUUUAAAUGAAAAUAUCGGCGAUAUAUAUCAAGAUGAAGAUAAUCAAGCCGCAAUUUUGUUGAGAAACGAUGACAGAAACGGCGCCUUAUUAGUGGAAGGUAGUAUAGGUCCAAAUUUAGUAAUAAGACCACUGCCCACAAGACUGAACGACUUUUAUCCUCAAAAUCAUCAAAAUAUUAAUAAACCUUCGAAGAAAAACUCAACGAUUCCACUGCCAAUAGAUGUUGACGAUGAGAUGUUUCUCGAUACUGAAGAUCUCAAAGAUGAGGUGGCUAUCGAUACAGGAUUUCCUAUACGUAGAAAACUUUUAGACGAACAACAAGGACAACAACACGUCGUUUAUAAACGGAAAGAAACCGUCGAAGAAGAUGCGUACAGCGAUUACGCUUUUAUGGAACCUGAUCAUAUUGGGAAAAGAUAUCGGAGGAGUGCUACCAAUGAAAAAAGCUCAAGGUCAAAACGGGAAGCGCCUUAUACAAUUUAUCCGGAAAUACUUGUUAUUGUUGAUUACGAUGGAUAUAGAUUGCAUGGUGGUGAUAAUUUACAAAUAAAACGGUAUUUUGUGUCGUUUUGGAAUGGCGUGGAUUUGAGGUAUAAGUUGUUAAAAGGACCGAAAAUAAGGAUUUCAAUUGCUGGUAUUAUAGUUAGUAGGGGAAGAGAUGCUACACCUUAUUUGGAAAGAAAUCGAGUUGGACGCGAUGCGAUUGAUUCCGCUGCUGCACUCACCGAUAUGGGAAAGUAUCUAUUCAGAGAAAGGAGGCUUCCCGUUUAUGAUAUAGCCGUAGCUAUUACAAAACUAGACAUGUGCAGGCGUUCGUAUCCAUCAGAUUCGUGCAAUCGCGGUACAGCAGGUUUUGCAUACGUCGGUGGAGCUUGCGUCAUUAACAAACGGCUUGAAAAAGUUAAUUCAGUCGCUAUUAUCGAAGACACAGGUGGUUUCAGUGGAAUUAUCGUUGCAGCUCAUGAAGUUGGUCAUCUUCUUGGAGCUGUACACGAUGGAAGUCCUCCGCCGUCUUAUCUUGGGGGUCCUGGUGCUCAAAAAUGCCAAUGGGAGGACGGUUACAUCAUGUCCGAUCUUAGGCAUACUGAAAGAGGCUUUAGAUGGUCUCCUUGUAGUGUAGCUAGUUUUCAUCAUUUCUUAAAUGGGGAUACCGCCAGCUGUUUAUUCAAUUCUCCACACGAAGACGAUAGUUUACCAAGAGUUCUUCCAGGAAAAUUGCUUACUUUAGAUGCUCAAUGUAGAAGGGAUAGAGGUACAAGCGCGUGCUUUAAAGAUGAAAGGGUUUGCGCCCAAUUAUUUUGUUUCGAUGCCGGAAGUGGAUAUUGUGUUGCUUAUAGACCCGCAGCAGAAGGAUCUCCUUGUGGCGAUGGACAAUAUUGUCUUAAUGGAAGAUGUGUAGCUGAACAUGAAAAUAUUAUCCCAGAUUUCUCUCAAAAUACCCCAUCUUAUGUCAGGCAAGAUGGUUCGCCUGGAACACCUGGACGAACAUUAAAUAGGUCACAAGAAGAUGAAACAUCAUUCGAAAACGCUCCACCAUCGUUAAAUUUUCAAUAUCAAUACCAGCAAAAUCCCAUUUCCCCAUCCAUAAGUACCACAACAACAUCACCACCUUCUUCAUUCAAAUACAGCCCAUUUAGUAUCUUUAAUUUUUCAACAACAAGAUCUCCAUACGAUUUUCAACGAUUUUCAUCAAUUUCAAGUUCUUCUUCGCGCCCUCCCCCCUCCUUGAUAACUCCAUCUAAUAUAAUUUCUGCAUCAUCAACAUUAAAUCCUUACAUUGGUAAUUAUUAUCUUUUCAAACAAAGAACAACAAAAAGUCCUUAUGAUUUUGCAAAUUUUGGUAAAGUGUCGCAACCAACCGGAGAUGGCGGUAAUUUAAAUAGAAAUCAUUUAAAACGAUCUUAUGAUGCAACUUCGUAUUCUUCAUCUUCCGAUUUGGAAGGUAGCAAAAUAAAAAAGGACGCUCUCGUCAGUGAAUAAAAAACGUGAGGGGAAUCAGUUAAUACAUUGAAAAGAACUUUGGGAAGUUAAGACUUAAUAAUGUGUUUUUGAAGUUUAAAAUAUACACAAAAAAUUGGACUCGAUUUAAUUAAUUGAUUAAUUAAUUAAUUAGUGGUUGUGCAUAAAAAAGUAGUAGAAGUGCUUUAUGGACAAAAAAUAAAAAAUGAACUUUAAAACAUAACAUAAAAAUAAAACGUAUUCAGAAUAAGAUAAUUUUUUAGAUAAAUAAGGUGUACUACUGCCAAAAAAAUCUAUCUGCUCUUGUAUAAUUGUAAAUACAUUCUUUUACUAUUAAUUAUUUAGUCUAUUUACUUUUUUUUCUAAAAUGUACAUUUUUUGUAGAUUUAAAGAAAAAAAUGAAUAUUCGUUAAGAUUGUGAUUUAUUUCCGUUUAGGAUGUAAAUAGAUUUAAGAAAAGUAAAAAAAAAUAAUCAGAUCGUAGCAAAACGUAAUUAACCCUUGAACAUGUUUUGUAUAAGCUUAAAUCAUUUUGAAAUCUACUCAUCGAUUUCAAUAUUAAGUAAGGAUAAAAUAUUUGCAUAAUCUGAUAAAAUCUUUCUAAAAUAAUUUUUCAUUGUAAUAAAGUGUGUGUUAAAGGGUUAAAAGAAAAUUUACAGAAAGUACCUUGUCAAAAGAUCAUCACAUUUGUUACGACGGGUCCUGUUUCAUGAGAGGUACAAGCCUUGUAAUGCUGGUGAUUUAAAAUUAUCAAAAUCUUAUACAUAUAUUAUAAAUGCUUUGUAAACUUUAUUGUAUUGGAGUAUAAAUAAGUUUCCACCGUUUUCUAUCAAUCAAUCAUUAGGAAUCACUAGCUACUACUUUUCCCAUCAUUCUGGCAGCAGUAAUGGUUUCACGCGGAUUGAGCAAAUCAUAAUACACGACACCAAGCGGAUGGUUUGGCUGUCGAUGUUGAAGCAUGGCCAGGUGGUCCCCAAGAUUUUUCUCUUCUUGGGAUUAUCGUAGUGAAUCCAUUUGUCAUCACCAGUGACUAUACGAUGCAAAAAACCAAACCCUUUCCUUUAUGUCUGGCAAGCAACAUUUCACACAUGCAAAAUCGGCGUUCAACGUCUCUCGGCUUAAGUUCAUAUGGAAUCCGAUUUUCUUGUUUUUGAAUCAUUUGCAACGACUUUAAACGAUGUGAAAUUUCUCGUUGAAUCACUUUUAAUGUAAGUACAAGUUCUUGCGUUUGGCACGAAUCUUCCUGCAGAUUUCGUCAAAUUAAAGAAGUUUCAACAUAACUUUCUGGUGGAACCUUCUUUCGCCAAACGGCGGAAACUUAUUUGUACUCCUAUAUAAUAAUUAAUAAUCCAUUAUUACACAUUAUGUAAAUAGAUAUGCUUAAGAAGUUCUGGACGCAGAGGACUAUAUCACUCUUAAAAUGGAACAGUAAUUCUUGCAGCUCCUCGUUUUCUAUUAAAAAAGUACCUAAAUCUUUUACAUUAGUACCAUUCUUACCUCACUUCUUCAUAAAAGUCUAAUAAGGUACAAGAACUCUUCUGCCAUUUCACAGGUCAUCAAGUUCUCCGCGCCCACAAAAUUUAAAGGGCUUAACUAUUUGCAUUAAAACAUAUCUCCGAAUUUUUUAAUUUCUUAAAUAAAUCUUAUGACUAAAUCGAAAUCGCAACUGAAAUCGAAAUUCAGGUUUGUCAGAUAAUUUUGAUAACUGAUUUGAUGUUGAGGCCCAAUCUUGCCUAUAUUACCAUUAUUGCAAACUUGUAGUUUUAUGAAACAGGGUCUAAGGCUCAUUGUACCAGUUUGCUAUAAAACCAGUAUUGAGCUAAUUCCAUCACAAAUACGUAUGACCUUCCAUUAAUUAAUAAAUUUAAUUUUGGUCUAGUUUAAUGUAAUAUCUGGUAAACAUAUAUUAAGAGCCUUUUACGACCAUCAAAAUUAAAAAUACACAUAAAUAUCUGUGAUAUUAGGUUCUUUAUGGCAAGGCAAAACACAGUAAUUCAAAACUUGCUUUAAAAACCAAGAACAACUUAAGAUAAAACAUUCCUUUUUUUGUAAUAAAAACUGCCAAACAACGAAAAAAACCAGUUUAUAUGUAUUUUUUUUUUUUAGUUAAGUUCCUUUGUGCAUUAAAAUGGAAGAAUCUUUAUAAAAAAAUGAUUGUAUGUUGUAUUUGCGAAUGAAUAAAUAUGAAUGAAAUAUUAUUUACUAUAAAA